AUCUGCUAGGAUGAGAUGUUGUCCACCAUCUACAAGAUCUGGGAGAUGACACAGGGGCUGUGCCUGGAGGUGGAGGGGAGGAUGGUCAGGAGGACAGAGGGCAACACUGAUGACCUGUUCAUUGGUGGAAACACCUCCACAGGAGGCCCCGAGGGUGAGGGUACAGAAAACCGAGUCACCGCUGGUCCUGAACCAUCACUUACGGAAACCAGCUGCACCAAAGAAGCCUACAAGAAGCACGUGAAAGAUUACAUCAAAUCAGUCAAAGGCAUACUUGAAGAACAGCAGCCAGAAAGAGUGAAACCUUUUAUGACAGGGGCUACAGAACACAUCAAGCACAUUCUUGCUAACUGCAAAAACUACCAGUUCUUUUCUGAUGAAAACAUGGACCGAGAGGGCAUGCUUGCUCUGUGGGACUAUUCUGAGGAUGGCGGGAACCCACACAGGAUUUUCUUUAAGGAUGGUGUGGAAAUGGAAAAAUGUUAA
Neogale vison (American mink) is the source of this 486-nucleotide messenger RNA. Its product is annotated as translationally-controlled tumor protein-like. Bases 16 to 486 code for a protein of 156 amino acids. The transcript has a single exon. Gene Ontology annotation, cellular component: cytoplasm. NCBI's taxonomy places the organism in Eukaryota, Metazoa, Chordata, Mammalia, Carnivora, Mustelidae. The record is from RefSeq and is a predicted model, not a curated record. Gene Ontology annotation, molecular function: calcium ion binding.